This is a messenger RNA of Aspergillus pseudonomiae, 1152 nucleotides long. RefSeq lists its product as uncharacterized. The record is from RefSeq and is a predicted model, not a curated record. Gene Ontology annotation, cellular component: cytoplasm; proteasome regulatory particle, lid subcomplex; nucleus. The transcript has 3 exons. Gene Ontology annotation, molecular function: ubiquitin binding; proteasome binding; endopeptidase activator activity. The coding region runs from base 1 to 1152 and encodes 383 amino acids. Lineage: Eukaryota; Fungi; Ascomycota; Eurotiomycetes; Eurotiales; Aspergillaceae. Gene Ontology annotation, biological process: ubiquitin-dependent protein catabolic process.
AUGUCUAUAACUCCGAUCAUUACGUUUAAAGCAGGUAUCUGUGACUUGGAUACAUCCAGUGAUAGCUCCACAGCUAAGCCAAAGCCUACCCCCGGUUACAUUUAUCUCUAUUCGGAAGAUGAGCUUGUACACUUCUGUUGGCGCCCUCGCUCUGCUCCUCACACGGAGCCUGAAUUGGACUUGGUGAUGGUUCCAUCGGAUGGAACCUUUACUCCCUAUAAGCCAGCUGGGAAUGCGAAUCCUACAAACGGUCGGAUCUACGUAUUGAAAUUCUCAUCCAGCUCUCAACGGUAUCUCUUCUGGCUACAGUCCAAGUCUCAACAUGAAGGGGAAGACCCCAGCUGGUUCAGCCCCAGGGAUCUCAAGCUUGGAGACAUUGUCAACACGCUACUGCAAGGCGAGGAUGUUGAUGUGGAACACGAAAUUGCCAAUCUCCCUAGAGGUCCUGAUGGUGAUGAUGAGACUAUGGAGGAUGUCGAGGGCGUGGACCAUAACCCCAGCCAUAACCACGGUGGCAACAGUGGAGGUGCCGGCCCGGAUGCAACUGGGGGAGACAUUAGAGAAGAAGGCGAGGAAUCGCGGGAGGGUGGUGCUGACGGUGGAAGAGCGGCGGCUGCUGAUUCAGAUCCCUCCUCUGUCGUGCAGAGCUUUUUGCAGUCUUUACAAAGGAAUUCGACCCAGUCUCAGGACCCCGACAGACCGUUUACCACCUUGCAAGAUCUACUACCACCUGCCGCUACGCUACCUUUCCUAGAGUCUGCAGAUGAUAAAACUGUUGAUAAUCUCUUAAGCUUCUUACCGCCUGCAUUGCUCCUCUUGGCGCAAGAUGUUGAGGAUGUGUCUUCUGUUGAUGACCCUGAACUGACCGAAGCCGUCAUGGCAUCUCUUGACCUUUCACAAAAGAAGAAUAUCCUGAGAAAAGUUCUGCACUCGCCCCAAUUCAGCCAAAGCCUUGCCAGUUUGACGGUAGCUAUCAGAGAUGGUGGAUUACCGAGCAUUAGUGAAGCCCUCAAGAUCCCGGUUGAAAAUGGAGGAUUUAUGCGUAGAGGCGGAGUCCCGUUGGGUGGUGGUGAUGCUGUUGAGGCUUUUCUCCAAGGCGUUCGGAAUCAUGUUAAAGACUCGGAUCAGGGAAACCAGAUGGAAACCGAUUGA